Terrapene triunguis (Three-toed box turtle) is the source of this 613-nucleotide messenger RNA. RefSeq names its product E3 ubiquitin-protein ligase TRIM39-like. The record is from RefSeq and is a predicted model, not a curated record. NCBI's taxonomy places the organism in Eukaryota, Metazoa, Chordata, Testudines, Emydidae. The transcript has a single exon. The annotation marks the transcript as partial. Gene Ontology annotation, molecular function: protein binding.
UGGACGUGACGCUGGAUCCAGACACGGCAAAUCGCUACCUCGUCCUGUCUGAGGAUCGGAAACGUGUGAGACACGGAGACACACGCCAGGAUCUGCCCAACAACCCUGAGAGAUUUGAUCCUUGUCCCUGUGUCCUGGGCGCUGAGGGGUUCGCGGGCGGGAGGCGUUACUGGGAGGUGGAGGUCGGAGACAAGACAGGCUGGACUCUGGGGGUUUGUAGGGAAUCUGUGAGCAGGAAGGGGUGGCUCACAUACACACCUGAGAUUGGAUACUGGGUCGUGUGGCUGUGGGGUAGGGGAUACAAGGCCUUCACCUCCCCCCCGACCCCCCUCCCCGUGAGCGUCAGGCCCAGCCGGGUGGGGAUUUUCCUGGACUAUGAGGCGGGCGAGGUCGCGUUUUACAAUGUGACUGACAGGUCCCAUCUCUUCACUUUCACUGACACCUUCUCCGGGAUGCUCCGCCCUUUCUUCAGUCCUUAUCUCAACGCUGGGGGUACAAACACGGCUCCCCUGAUAAUCUGCCCGGUCCCAGCUCAGGCCGGAGGGAAUCUCUGUCCCUGACAGUGACCCCGCGGCACAGACUGUCCCCUCCCAGCGCUGCUGCUCUUCCCACC